Messenger RNA from Cuscuta campestris, 2108 nucleotides. The record is from the annotation of a GenBank genome assembly. Lineage: Eukaryota; Viridiplantae; Streptophyta; Magnoliopsida; Solanales; Convolvulaceae.
GAAACAAAUCCAAAUUGAUGACGGAACAGUGAGAGACAGAGAGAGAUGAGGAAGCUGUCCCGUAACGUUGAAUGUGUGAAGAACAGCCUUAACAAUCGCCACAAGGACGCCAAGAACAGAGAGGAUCUCCGCGAGCUGUCUCUCCCAUUGUUCUUCUCCUUUUGGUGUCUUCUUUGCCUGCUCUAUUCUGCAUUCGGCCUUACUCGUGGCAAUAGCCAUGGUUCCCCCAGUGGAGUUUGUGCAGGUGAAUUGCAGAGCUAUAAUGAGAGUGGGUGUCAUUCGGUUGGUUCCGAAAGUAAUAUUUCCAACUCCUAUUUCCCCUUAGAAAAAGGGGGAGAGACGGGUUGUAAAAAGGAACUGCAUGUAGAUGUCAAUGUGACCAUGAUUAUCAAAGAGGCCACUCCUGACAAUGCAAUCAACGAGUAUUCGCUUCGGGGAACCAGUAGAGUAGAAGAUGUUGUCUCAAGUAUGUUGGGUUACAGUGCAGUAAUGUGCCAACUUCAACCUCUAGGACCCAAUGAUGGAAAGAAACUGGAAAAGCCUCUGAGUGAUAGAAGUCAGUUAACUUAUCCCGAUCUUGAUGAGUUGAGAAACAGUACAAAGCAGGCAAUGGGGUGGGAUGCACCGAACCCGCUAGGUAACAUCACCCAUAGGCUUGAACCUGAUGGAACACCGUACAACUAUGCCUCAGCUUCCAAGGGUGCUAAAGUGGUGGCUCAUAAUAAGGAAGCAAAAGGAGCGGGCAAUAUCUUGGGGAAGGAUCAUGAUAAGUAUCUAAGGAAUCCUUGCUCUGUGAGCUGGAAAUUUGUUGUCAUUGAACUUGCUCAUGAAACAUUGGUUGAUGUCAUAAAAAUAGCCAACUUUGAGCACUACUCAUCAAAUUUCAAAGAAUUUGAGUUAUUGGGGAGUUUAGAAUACCCAAGCGAGACAUGGGAACCGUUAGGGUCUUUUGUUGCUGAAAAUGUUAAGCAUUUACAAUGCUUUAAGCUGCCUCAACCUAAAUGGGUCAGAUACUUGAGAUUGAAUUUGCGUAGUCAUUAUGGUUCCGAAUUUUACUGCACGCUCAGUGUUGUAGAGGUGUACGGUGUGGAUGCAAUCGAACAGAUGCUAGAGGACCUUAUUGUCACUUCUGGAGAGCCUUCUAUUAAUAAAUUGCAAGAUCCAAAUUCAACCGUUUCACCUUACUUAAUACCAGAACUGGGACCCACCAGCCAAAAAAGAGAUGAUGAUGCUCAUCGCGUGAUUGAACCCAAGGGAAUAGAAAAUGGUGAUGAUGGGAAAAAGCCUAAAGUGGAAGUGCCAAAGAAGACAUUGAAUUUAAACACUAUUCCUGAUCCAGGGAAAGUUAGACAAUCAACAAAUAGCAGAAUUCACGGUGAUGCUGUUCUUAAGAUACUUUUGCAAAAGGUGAGAUCGCUUGAGCUGAAUUUAUCGGUGCUGGAGGAGUACAUAAAAGAACUGAACAAAAGACAAGGGGAGCUUUUGCCUCAGCUAGAUAAAGAUAUGUCUCAGCUUUCAACGCUACUGGAGAAAAACAAAUUGGAGAUCAAGACUAUGUUGGAGUGGAAGGAGAUCAUGGCAAAAGGAGUAGCUGACAUGGAGACAUGGAAAUCCUCUGUUUCAACUCAAGUGGAUUUGUUGGUAAAGGAAAAUGGCAUUUUGAGAUCAGAUGUCGAAAAAGUUGUGAAUGAUCAAGCGAGCUUGGAGAAGAAAGAGCUUGCGGUGCUUACAGUGAGCUUCUCUUUCGCCUGCAUUGCUAUAUUUAAGCUAGUCUCGGAGAUGGUCUUGACUUUGUUUGGAUCCCCUAUGUCCGAUAAGGUCUUAAGGACGAGCCGUGCUUGGCUUUUAAUACUUGUUAGCAGCAGUAUGACUAUAUUCAUUACACUGCUUUAGGCAUUAGGACCCAAACCAUAGAUUUUUGAGAGCUCUUCUUGUAAACCAGUUGUACCCUAGGCUUAGGUUCAGGAAUCAUCACCAACCAAAUUCCUCAUGGCCUGAGAUCAGAGUUCGGAAAAGAACAUGCUUAUGGUCUUUGGCUAUGGCACACCCGUUUUCGGGUGUAUAUAUAUUACCCACACGGAGUAUGUGAAUAAUGGCUAUGCUAACCA